This is a messenger RNA of Ogataea philodendri, 381 nucleotides long. RefSeq lists its product as uncharacterized. The record is from RefSeq and is a predicted model, not a curated record. The coding region runs from base 1 to 381 and encodes 126 amino acids. The transcript has a single exon. NCBI's taxonomy places the organism in Eukaryota, Fungi, Ascomycota, Pichiomycetes, Pichiales, Pichiaceae.
AUGGUGGCCGCGUUUUGGAACACGUACUGUUCUGUUGGUUUGGUUGCUGUUUUUUCCAAAAGCUUACAGAAUUGGUCCACGGUGGGGUUUGUGGUUGUGAGAAGGAACUCGUCCACCAUAUUGGAAGCUGUACGUUUGUUACCCUUGAGGAAGACCUCGUUCGCGGACGAUUCGAUGAAACAGGACUCCAGAUUGGUUCUGAUUGGGGACUCGGAGAUGCCGUAUUUGAGGUCGUCAAGCUUCAAAGACACCUGUUUGGACCACACGUCGUUGAAAACCGAUUCGCUAAACAAACCUUCGAUGGUGGUUGUGUUCUGGGCAAGUUCCGGGGCCUUGAUCACCGACCCGGCCGGGGACGAUGAUUGUGAAGAAGCCUCUUGA